CGGAAAUGAGGUCAGAGAGAGAAACUCCGGCGGGGAGACUCUGCCCAAAAAGCGGCGCCCUUCGGAGCUGGCGGCGGCAGCGGAUGUGGCCUCAUGGAUGAGCUGGUACAUGAUCUAGCUUCAGCCUUGGAGCAGACAUCUGAGCAGCAUAAGCUUGGUGAGCUGUGGGAGGAGAUGACCCUGAGUCCCCGGCAACAGAGGCGGCAGCUUCGAAAGCGCCGAGGCCGGAAACGCAGGUCUGACUUUACUCACCUGGCAGAGCAUACCUGCUGCUACAGUGAGGCCUCGGAGUCAAGUCUGGAUGAGACUAUCAAGGACUGUCGAGAAGUGGCCCCAGCCACCAAUUUCAGUGACUCAGAUGAUACCAUGGUGGCCAAACGACACCCAGCUCUCAAUGCCCUAGUUAAGAGUAAGCAACAUUCUUGGCAUGAAUCUGACUCCUUUACUGAAAAUGCACCUUGUCGACCACUCAGACGCCGGCGGAAGGUGAAGCGAGUGACAUCAGAAGUAGCUGCCAGCCUUCAGCAGAAGUUGAAGGUGUCAGAUUGGAGCUAUGAGAGAGGCUGCAGGUUCAAGUCUGCUAAGAAGCAGCGCCUGUCCCGCUGGAAGGAGAAUACUCCCUGGACCUCAUCAAGCCACGGGUUGUGUGAAUCAGCAGAAAGUAGGACUUUCCUAAGCAAAACAGGAAGAAAAGAAAGGAUGGAGUGUGAAGCUGAUGAACAGAAACAGGGCUCUGAUGAGAACAUGCAGAAUGGGGAUGAUGAGCAGAGUGAUUGGUUCUAUGAAGGAGAAUGUGUCCCAGGAUUCACUGUCCCUAAUCUUCUACCCAAGUGGGCUCCUGAUCACUGCACUGAAGUAGAAAGAAUGGACUCUGGACUGGAUAAACUUUCAGACCCCACAUUCCUUUUACCUUCCCGGCCAGCUCAGAGAGGGUACCAUGCUCGCUUAAAUCGCCUGCCAGGAGCUGCAGCUAGAUGCCUCAGGAAGGGACGAAGAAGGCUGGUUGGGAAGGAAGCCAGCAUAAGCACUCUUGGUACUGAGAGGAUAAGCCAUAUCAUCAGUGACCCCCAACAGAAAGACUUCUGGUUACCAUCAGCUGGAAAAAGAGAACGAAAUCAGUCUAAUCCUCUCUCUCCCCUUUACUCCCUGGAUGUUCUUACUGAUGCUUCUCAUCGAAGAUGCUCACCAGCACACUGCUCUGCCAGACAGGGAAACAUACACUGGGGAUCACCAUGUACACGUGACAUCAAGAGGAAACGGAAGCCUGUGGCCACAGCAUCUCUGUCUAGCCCUAGUGCAGUUCACAUGGAAGCGAUGGAGCCAGCUCCAGCAGCCCCACCGACAGUGCAAGUCCCACAGUCUCCAGACUCUGAGUGGUUGAUCAGGACCUCUACCAUAGACAAAGCCACUGACUCAACUGCAGCCACGUUUUUUAAGACACCCCAGGAAAAGGGCUCUGGAUGCAGCUAGAGAGCACUGUCACCACAGGAUCUGAAACUGUGUGCAGUCUCUCCUAGCUCCACUGUCCAGUUCUUUCACUUCACACCUGAGGACUUGUGUACUUAGAGAAUCAUAUUGUGGGAAUCUUAAUACUUUCUUUCUUUUAAUUAGUAAAGUAUGGAAGCCACAAUUCAAGAGAAGGAUGCCUAUGCUAUGUCCUGUUUAUUACGUUAUUAUCCUUUUAUCUACAGCUUUCGUUAGAGAGCUGUUGCUUUUUUGCAGAUGUUGUUCCUGAAAUACUAGAAAUGGCUUUUGCAUAUCUUUUGUAUAAAGCUUUUAAUAUUUGAGGAAGUCCCAAAUUUACAUCCAGUUCCAAAACCAAUUCCCGAAUGGAACUUUGCUUGCAGGAGAUGAGGCUUGCUAUACUAGGCCUUGGUUCAUCUAGAGUGCCAAUACCAUAUGUCAAUCAAGGUUUCAGUUUGUGGCCUCAAGAGACACCAGCAGCAUGGGAACUUCGUGCCUGCAGCUGGUGUAAUAGGAUCACCUGCAGCUGCAUUGUCCUUUCCCUCAUCUCCAAAGUUGUUCUGCUGAAAGAGGACAUUGUCUAUUGCUGUAAUGAUAUGGAGACAUAGUUUAGGUGGGCAGCAAACUUGACAUGGUCAGUGGAUGAUGUCAUCCUUCAGGUCUCUGUGUAAGCCUUAUGUCCUAAGUGGAACUUCACUGUUACUGUUAGAGGUCAAUGACCUACAGUAGAAACUGAUACUUUUAUUAUAAAAAUGGUUUCUUGGGGCCAUGAUUUGGAGAGGAAAAAAUGUCUUUUGACAUGCCUUUCUACUUGGUGUGUUCAUGACUGCUCAGCUGCAUGUAGAGUUAUAUAUACAGUCGUGCCUGAAGUUGGAUAUUACUUUGUCAAAUUGAGGAAUAAGUGACUGCCGGGAGCUGCUGGAGAAAAGUGACAAGCUUUCUCAAAAGUAUUAUCAAGAAUGUCUGUCAUGCAGGGGUCUGGUUGACAGAGGGUUCUUUUUUUGUAUGAACUGAGUGCUUUUACUCUGAAGUACAUGAAAGCUGUUUGUUCCAUGCUCACUGUUCUGGUCACCUGGGAAAGGAGCAUGUGCAUACACACAUGCCCCGGUGUUUUGUUUUAAUGUAGGUGUGGGUGGUACUGUGCUUCCUUUCCCUAGAGUGAAAUUGUCCCUCCCACACAGAAUGUAAUUAUUGGUGUGUUGCUUUACUGUGUUCUCUUUAAAAAUUACAGUUCCUAUCGGUGGAAACUCCAGAAUUUUGUUGUCAAUGAGGUGGGCAGGUGGUUGGGUAUGAAUCUUGUCAUUGUACUUUAUGUAAGUGUGAGAUGAUAUGAGUUGGCCCCCACAAGGAAUAUGGUGGAGGCUGGGGCAGAUGGAGGAUAUGGGAUGGGAGAACAGUGUUAAAGCCCAGGCAUCUUCAGAAUCACCCCUGAAGGAGUGAGAAUACUGAAGGAGUGAGAGUUCUGCUGGAGUGUCAAGACUGUACUUCUGUUCCCUGUGAGCUGUACCCACAAAGGUAGAGAGAAUGUGGUGCCUGUUAGCUCUACUGGCUCUACUGAAUUAUCUCAGUGAUGAAGACAAAACUGUCAAGACUUGGGACUAAAACAUUUCAAGCACAAUAUUGAAGAGUGGACUGAAGAUGUACAUGAAGGAAGCAACCUUGGUGAGGCUGGGAAGUGGGAAGGCAAAGAGAAAAGAAGAGAAGAUGCACCAACCAGGGGCUCAAAGGGUGUUUCCUGGUCCCAGUGGUCCCCUAAGUUGGCAGCCUGCUGAUCCAGAGAUGGGGUGGGGGAGGCCCAGCAAGCUUCUAACAAGCUCUCCAGGGUAUUGAGUGUAGGCACUGAACCACAGUUGAAUAGAGAUGUCUUAACAUACCAGUAUCAUACUAAGGUCAGAUGGUAUAGCUCCUCCAGAAGUAAAGUCUUUUUGUAUAUGACUACUGUUAAUGUCUAUUUCCCAGAUUUUCUCUUGGCAGGAUCCUGAAAGAUUGGAAAUACUGAGAAAGGAUGAUAUGUAAGAUGGAUGGGAAGAACCUUUUUAAAUGGAAUCUUGAACUGAGAAGAGGACCCCAAGUCCAUUUCUAUAUAAAGAUGCUUUCCAUCAAAUGUUUUUUUUUAGUCUGGCUUUGUACAGCCAGUCAGUGUUUGGCUGUAGGUGAUGAGACAGACAUACUUUCUUGUACCAUGUUAGUUUUGGACUCCCAUUUUAUUAAGGAAACUUUGUUGUUUUAGGCACUGGCCUUUGCUAUUAAUAAAGUGGAACUUGAUUUCCCA
Molecule: messenger RNA, 3736 nt
Organism: Dipodomys ordii (Ord's kangaroo rat)
Lineage: Eukaryota; Metazoa; Chordata; Mammalia; Rodentia; Heteromyidae
Gene: Gpatch2l
Product: G patch domain containing 2-like
Source: RefSeq, a predicted model, not a curated record